Molecule: messenger RNA, 1227 nt
Organism: Trichomonas vaginalis G3
Lineage: Eukaryota; Parabasalia; Trichomonadida; Trichomonadidae
Product: phosphatidate phosphatase protein
Exons: 1
Coding region: 1-1227 (408 amino acids)
Molecular function (GO): phosphatidate phosphatase activity
Source: RefSeq, a predicted model, not a curated record
AUGAUGGAGAUUUUGUCGCGUUUGAACCCAAAUUCGUUAUCUGGUGCGUCCGACAUCAUCAUAGUAGAAUAUGAAGACGGCUCCAUGAAAUCUUCACCAUGGCAUUUGCGAAUUGGAAACCUUGGUUUAAUUCAUCACUUAAAUAAAGUCAUAUCAGUAACAAUAAACGAUACACCAGCGCCAUUCAUGAUGUAUGUUAACAAAUGGGGAAUCGGCCAAUUCUUCGCAUCUCAAAAAAUGAAAGCAAAAGCACCAGCCAAAAACAUGAUUUAUCCUUCAGUCACAAAAUCCCAGUUAAGUGUUUCUCCUGGAGAUAUUAGAGGUAUUCUUGGUUCCAAAUCUAACAAAAAACCAAUAAACUCCGAAAUAUCAACUUAUUUGACACGAAACUCAGCAGUAGAUAUCGAUGCUGCCUUCAUUUAUGACGAUCCUGAUCCAGAGCCAAUAUCAACAGCCCCAUCCUCAGUUGAUUUAGUUCAAUCAGUAAGUUCAUCGACUUUUGAGAACGAUACAGAAAUGAUAAAAGGCAUCGAAUCGAGUGCGCCCGUUCCCUCAUCAAUGCUUUUACAGAUUGUCAGGCCAUUAAUUCAUUUUGGUCGAAACGAAAUCGAAUUUACAGUUUCGUCACUUUUACAAGGUCCGAAAGUUGUCAAAGCUUUGCUUUUUCUUUUAAAAGCAUCCGAUAAAAUUGUUGUAAGCGACAUUGACGGCACAGUUACGAAAUCCGAUGCAAUAGGCCAAGUUUUCGGAGCGAUCGGAGCUGAUUGGACACAGCCAGGGCUUGCAAAACUAUACGAUAAGAUUGCUUCUUACGGAUGCCAGUUCAUUUACUUAACAGCGCGUCCUGUAAGUCAAGCAUCUGUUACUCGUCACCUUUUAUCGAGAAUUGACCAAGAAGGAACAAAGCUUCCUGAUGGUCCGUGCAUUCUAGCUCCAGAUGGUUUCAUACACGCUUUCACAAGAGAAGUUGUGAAAAGGGAACCUCAGAAAUUUAAGAUUCCGACCAUUGAUACGAUCAUUAAGUUGUUCCCCGAUGAUAAGAACCCUGUUGUUUUGGCUCUAGGAAACAAAAACUCAGACGUAAUCUCUUACGAAUCAAAUAAAAUUACAAGAGAGAAAAUCUUUUUAUUUGAUACAAAACACCACGUUCUGAGUGCUGAUGGAAAGGUUGUUUGUGAUUCGAUCAUUGAUUGGACCCCACAAAUACAAGAUUAUUUAGGUCUUUAA